AUAAAACUAUUAAACCUUCAAGCCAAUUAACAAACAUAUUAUAUAACAUGUCCGGCAACGAGCCAUCUUUUCCGGCAACCAAAGUGGUGGUAGUAAUGGUCCCAUUUGUAGCCCAAGGCCACCUCACCCAGCUCUACCACCUUUCCCACCUCAUCUCCACCUACAACCUCCCCGUCCACUUUGUCAGCACCACCGAUUGCAUCCGUCAAGUCCGUUCUCGCCACCAUACCACCACCGCCCUCAACUUCCAUGAAUUUACCGUCCCACCCUUCACCUCCCCACCACCACACCCAUCCACCCCUUAUCCCUCCCACCUUCAACCCUUAUUCAACUCCACCCUCCACCUCCGCCACCCUACCGCCACCCUCAUACGUCAUCUCGCACAACAUUUUCAAAAAGUCGUUGUCAUCCAUGACGUUCUCAUGUCCUACGUUGUUCAGGACGUCAAACUAAUUCCGAACGCUGAAACAUAUGUCUUCCAACCGCCGCCAGCUUUCUACAUAUCCUCUCGCCACUGGGAGAGAACCGGCGGCAGCGGACCGUUUCCGGUUGAACCGGAACUAAUGAAGAGGUUACCUUCUCAAGAUGGAAUUACUAGCCCGGAGUUUUUGAAGUUCGCGGCUCUUCAAAAACCUGAUAUGAAUCACGUCGGAGAGUUAUACGAUUCUUCGAGAGUGAUUGAAGGUAAAUUUUUUGAAUAUUUGGAGAAAGAAGAGAAAAAGAAGAUAUGGGCUGUUGGGCCGUUGAACCCAGUUCAUAUAGCAUCUAAUGCGACGGGUUUAAAGAACCGUCAUAGAUGCUUGCAGUGGCUGGACAAGCAGCCUGCAAAUUCGGUUAUUUAUGUGUCUUUCGGGACGACAACUACCUUUAGUGACGAACAAAUUAGGGAACUGGCUCUCGGGUUAGAGAGAAGCGGCCAAAGGUUUGUUUGGGUGGUUCGAGUGGCGGAUACAGGGGAUUCGGUUGGGUUCGAGGAGAGGAAGGUUGAGUUGCCAGAUGGGUUUGAAGAGAGGGUGAGGGGGCGUGGGUUGAUCGAGCGGUCAUGGGCCCCACAGUUGGAGAUUUUGGGACAUUUUGCUACGGGUGGGUUUAUGAGUCACUGUGGGUGGAAUUCGAGCAUGGAGAGUAUGUCCAUGGGAGUGCCGAUAGCUGCGUGGCCAAUGCACUCUGAUCAGCCGAGAAAUGCGUUUUUGAUAACGGAUGUUCUUAGGAUUGGUGUACCGAUGAAGAAUUGGGAGCGUAGAAAUGAGUUGGUGAAGGCUAAUGUGGUGGCAGAGGCUGUUAAGACACUAAUGGGUUCCGAGGAAGGGGAGGAGAUGCGGAGGAGAGCGGUGAAAUUGGGCACUGAGGUCAAGGAAUCGGUGGCGGAAGGUGGUGCAAGUCGUAGGGAAAUGGAUUUCUUCAUAUCUUAUAUACGUUCUUAGCUUAAUUAUAUUGAGCAUUUUUACCAAAGAGCAUUUCGCUCGAUAAUAUCAAGUCGUUAAAAUAGGGCCCUUACCGGGUGGCGAGUGUUCAAGUCUUAUUUUCAACAAAUAGUGCAAACGUAUGGUAAUGGGUCACCAAUAUAUAAAGUUUACAAUGGUUCUCAACACCUAAGUUUGUUGACUCACAAAACAAAAAGUGUCCAAAUGAAGAUUCUCAAAGUGCUCAAUUAAAGGUUCUGAUUAUAAGAAAAACUGAAAGUUCUAUAUUAUAACCUAAUGUAAUCCAGCCACCAAUUGUAAACUUGUUACGGCUGAAAAUAAUCUGGUUUUCAGCUGUUCUGGUCAUGAACCAAAUCUCCACCAGACCAAAUACCUGCUUGCAUUGCCAGAAGGUAAUGAAGAUUUUGUAAUCUAUUGCGAUGUCUCAUGUAAUCGGUAAUAAA
This is a messenger RNA of Helianthus annuus (common sunflower), 1867 nucleotides long. Its product is annotated as zeatin O-glucosyltransferase. Gene Ontology annotation, molecular function: UDP-glycosyltransferase activity. Lineage: Eukaryota; Viridiplantae; Streptophyta; Magnoliopsida; Asterales; Asteraceae. The record is from RefSeq and is a predicted model, not a curated record. The transcript has a single exon. Bases 48 to 1424 code for a protein of 458 amino acids.